AUGCAAGUCGCAAGUUGGUCCGCAUGGUAUCAUUUUGCUAGCUCUGAUAAACACCCAAAUCAUGAUUUCUGUAAACCAGAUCGUUGCGGAUUAUAUUUAAACUAUAAUUACCAACAUCAGGAACAUAGUCUACCUUCACGUGUUUGUGAAGCAAGUCAUCCAGCAAUAGACCUGAAAGAUGAUCGAUGGCAAAAAUUGUAUUCGCCAUUGAAUGAUUAUAGGCCCACCAAUCAUAUUAAUAGAAUAAUUUUAUUUUGUUGUUCAAUAACCAUGACUUAUUUUUUAAAAUAUGUUGAAAUUGAGAAUUUUAAAUCGUACAAAGGCCGAAUUGUUAUUGGACCAUUACGAAAAUUUACAGCUGUUAUAGGACCGAAUGGUUCUGGUAAAUCAAACUUGAUGGAUGCAAUCAGUUUUGUUUUGGGUGAACCCACAAAAAGUCUUCGCGUACGAAAGCUCUCGGAAUUAAUACAUGGUGCUCCAAUCGGUAAACCCGUCGGUACCAAAGCAUCUGUAACACUUGUUUUUGUUAUGAUGAAAAAAGCGCGUGAUGGAAGUAUAACUGAAAUUGAAAAACGGUUUCAACGAAUUAUUAAUGGUAACGCUUCGGAUUAUCGUGUUGAUAAUCAACAAUAUUCUCAUGGUGAAUAUCAAGAGGAAUUAGAAAAUAUGUGCAUUAUACCAAAAGCAAAAAAUUUCCUAGUAUUUCAAGGACAAGUAGAAUCAAUUGCAAUGAAAACACCAAAAGAAUUUACAGCAAUGUUUGAAGAAUUAAGCAGAUCUGGUGAAUUGAAGGAAGAAUAUGAACAAUUAAAGACAGAGAAAAAUAAAGCCGAACAAGAUACUCAUGCGAAUUUUCAAAAGAAAAAAGGUAUUGAAAAACAAAAGAAAGAAGUUCGAUUAGAAAAAGAAGAAGCACAAAAAUAUGAAAAUUUAAAAAAAGAAUUUGAUGAUACUCAAUUACAAUUAAAAUUAUUUCAAUUGUAUUAUAAUCGUCAAGAAUUAACAGAAGUACGUGAAAAAUGUAAAGAAAAAGAACAAGAUGUGCUUAAAAAUCAACGAAAAAAAGAAAAAACAGAUGAAGAAUCGAAAACAAAGAAAAAAGAAUUGGCAAUAUUGAAUAAAGAUUUAACUGGUUAUGAACAACGAAUUAAAGAAUUGGAAACACAAAUUAAUAAACAACGACCAACAUACAUUAAAGCCAAAGAAAAUUCGACACAUCGUGAGAAGAAACUUGAACAAUCAAAAAAAAAUCUUGUAGACGCUGAAAAAGCGCAUGUAGCUCAUGAUAGUGAAAUAGAAAAAUAUCAACAAGAUCUAGAAGAAGUCAAACGUUUAUCACAAGACUAUGAAGCUGAAAUAGCUGAUACAUCACAAAGUCUAGGAAAAGAUUUGCAAUUGGAAGAGAAUCAAAUGAAAGAAUAUCGUCAUUUAAAAGAAGAAGCUGGUAAAAAAAUGGUCAAAUUUAUUGAGGAAUAUGACAGUAUUGAUCGUGAACAAAAAUUUGAUAAAACAAAUUUGGAACAAGAAGAACGACGAAAAUUAGAUCAUGUAGCAAAAGUACAACAAAGCGAAAUAAAAUUAGAAGAAUUAAAUACAAAAAUUGAAAAAUUAAAUACUUAUAUACAAGAAUUGGAACGUGAAUAUAAUGAAAAACAAGCUAGUUCCGUGCAACUAGAAAAAGAAGUAGCUGAAGGAAAGCAACGUUCACAAGAACUUGAGGAUCAAAUUUCUCGUAUCAAUAAUGAAAUGGGAGAAGCAAGAGUUGAUCGCCAUGAAACAAGUCGUGCACAACGUAAAGCAGAAUUAAUGGAAAACUUGAAACAAUUUAGUGGUGUUUAUGGUCGUUUAAUUGAUUUAUGUGAGCCAACUCACAAACGUUUUCAAGUAGCAAUAACAAAAGUAUUAGGUCGUAAUAUGGAUGCAAUUAUUGUUGAACGAGAAACAACUGUUCAAUCAUGUCUACGUUAUAUGAAAGAACAUCGUUAUGAACCAGAAACAUUUUUACCAUUAGAUUAUAUAAAAGUAACACCAGUCAGUGAAAAACUACGAGAAUUACAAGAACCUAAAAAUGUUAAACUUGUUCUGGAUGUUAUUAAAUAUGAUAAACAAUUUUAUAAAGCAUUGUUGUAUGCGUGUGGAAAUUCACUUGUAUGUGAAUCAGAUGAAGAUGCUCGAAAACUAGCAUAUGAAGGUGGAGAAAAAUAUAAAGUCGUCUCAUUAGAUGGUACAUUAUUUAGUCGUUCUGGUGUUAUUUCUGGUGGAUCAAGUGAACUGAAAGCACGUGCAAAACGUUGGGAUGAAAAACAUUUGGAAAGUUUAAGAAUGCAAAAAGAUAAAUUAUUUGAAGAAUUAAAAGAACAAAAUAAAAAACGUCGACGAGAAGCUGAAUUAAAUAAUACUCGGGCUCAGUUACAACAACUCGAAAGUCGUCUUCGCUAUUCCAAAGGUGAUAAAGAUGCAUGUGACAAAAAACAACGACAAUUAAUCGAAGAGGAUUUAGUUAAAUUUCGAGAAAAACUUGCAGAAUUUGAUCCAAAGAUAGAAACAUUACUAGAACGAAUGGAAGAACGUGAAAAAACGAUAAAAAAAUUACGUGAUGCUAAAAAUAAAGUAGAAGAUGGAAUAUUUAUUAAUUUUUGUCAACAAAUUAAAGUGAAAAAUAUUCGUGUUUAUGAAGAACGAGAAUUAUUAGUUGCUGAACAACGAGCACAAAAACGUUUAGAAUUUGAAAAUCAAAAAUCAAAAAUUCAAACAAUGUUAGAUUAUGAACGAUCACGUGAUACACAAUUGUACUGUGAUAAAAUACGAAAUGAAGUAGAAAAUUUAGAAAAAGAUUUAAAAAAAUAUAAAAUAGAUGAAAAAAAAUAUAAAAAGAUUAUUGAUGAUUUACAAACUGAGAUUGAAGAUGGAAAAGUGAAAAUUGCUCAUCUCAAAAAACAAUUAGAAAUAAAAGAAGGAGAAAUUCAAGACUGUCAAAAACGUGUAAAUCAAUCGAAUAAAGAAUUUAAUGAGAGUAGAAAACGUUUACAAUUAAUUGAAGCUGAUAUUGAAAAAUUAAAAAUGGAACGACAUAAUUAUUAUAGAAUAGCAAAAAUGGAUGAAAUUCUAAUACCAUUUCGAAUUGGUUCAAUGGAUGAAAUAUCUACACAAGAAACAAGUUCAUCCGAUGAUACAACAAUACAAAGUGGUUCACAAAAUACUCAAAAUGUACCGUAUACUAAUAGUAGUCAGAGUAAUUCAACAAUGGUAGCUAGUCAAGAACAAACAAAAGAAAUAUAUGAAAUAGAAGAUGGUUUUGAAGUGAAUUUUAAAAAAUUUAAAGAUGAAUAUAAACAUUAUGAUAGUGAUAAAAUUGAUAAACAUGAAAAAGAUAUAAUUAAACAAUUACAAGAAAUUGAAAUUCAAUUACAAAAACAAUUACCAACGACAACAUCGAUUGAUAAUAAAAUUCGAAAUGUUAAAACAACAUUUGAUGCAACAAAUGCUGAAUUUGAACGAGCCAGAAAUCAUGCAAAAAAAGCGAGACAAAAUUUUGAACGAAUUAAAAAAGAACGUUAUGAACGUUUUAAUUCACUUUAUGAACAUGUUUCAAAUUGUAUUGAUGAAAUUUAUAAACAAUUGACAAAUUCACAAGCAGCUGUUGCUUGUUUUACAAUUGAAAAUGGAGAAGAACCCUAUUUGGGUGGUAUUACGUAUAAUUGUGUAGCACCAGGAAAACGAUUUCAAGCUAUGGAAAAUUUGUCCGGUGGAGAAAAGACAGUAGCCGCUAUUGCAUUGAUGUUUGCUUUGAGAAGUUUUAAACCAGCUCCAUUUUUUCUCUUGGAUGAAGUUGAUGCUGCUUUGGAUAAUACAAAUAUUGGAAAAGUAGCCGAUUUUAUUCGUGAACAAUCACAACAAGAAUUUCAAUGUCUAGUUAUAUCGUUGAAAGAACAAUUUUUUUCUCGUUCCGAUGCACUUGUUGGCAUUUAUCCAGAACCUGGUGAUUGUAUUACGAGUCAUUGUUUAACAUUGGAUUUAAAUCAGUUUGAUGAUCGUGAAAAUACAUCGGCUGCACGUGGAUAA
Didymodactylos carnosus is the source of this 4062-nucleotide messenger RNA. NCBI's taxonomy places the organism in Eukaryota, Metazoa, Rotifera, Eurotatoria, Philodinida, Philodinidae. The record is from the annotation of a GenBank genome assembly.